AUUUUCUAAAAUAAUUCAAUUUUUUAGGGUUUCAAUAAUCCAAUUUUUUUUCAAAACUAGCAAUUAUUUAACUUGGUUUUCAUUACUGAACUGGUAUUCUUUGCCCCUUAUUUACUUAUCAAACAUUUUUGACACAUACUAUCUUCGUUCCAAAAUUACUUCGAAAAAACUAAGCAGUUUUUCUUUAGAUUGAGUUAUUACAAAUCUGGUGCUUGUGGGUACGGUGGCGGUGGCGGUGGCGAAUGAAGCUCCGAGUUGUUGGUGCGGCGGUCCCCGUCGCAGCCACCACCACCCCUUGUCUCCACAGACUCUUUUCCGCGUCCAAAUUAGACGACGAAAACGAUGGUCGUUUUGUAUCACUUCUUUGCGACAUCGUUCGAGGAAAGCAGAGUUGGAAGGUGGCUCUGAACGAUGCUUCAAUUUCAUCGGCAUUGAGACCCCAUCAUGUGGAACAAGUCUUGAUCAACACCUUGGACGAUUCCAGGUUAGCUUUGAGGUUCUUCAACUUUAUGGGUCUGCACAAAAACAUGAACCACUCGACAGCCUCCUUCGCCAUCUUGGUCCACGCACUUGUUCACUCCAGACUCUUCUGGCCCGCUAAUUCCCUCUUGCAAACCCUUCUCCUUCGUGGGUCCCACCCCAAUUACGUUUUUCAACACUUUCUACACUCUUACAAGCUAUGUAAGCUUUCGUCCACUUUGGGUUUCGAUUUGCUGGUUCAGAGUUACGUGCUAAGUUCACGAGUUUUUGAUGCUAUUGUCGUGGUGAAACUCAUGCUUGCCAAUGCUUUGUUGCCUGAGGUUAGAACCUUGAGUUCCCUCUUAAACGGGCUUUUGAGAGUUAGAAAAUUUAUAACGGUUUGCGAAUUGUUUGAUGAGUCUGUGAAUGCGGGUGUUCGACCUGAUCCUUAUACUUGUUCCGCUGUGGUUCGGAGUCUCUGUGAAUUGAAAGAUUUUUUUAGAGCUAAGGAGAAGAUUCUGUGGAUGGAAUCUAAUGGGUUUGAUUUGAGUAUUGUAACUUACAAUGUCUUCAUUCAUGGGCUGUGCAAGGGUGAUAGAGUUGGGGAAGCUGUUGAGGUUAAAAGAUCAUUGAGGGCGAAGGGUUUGAAAGCUGAUGUUGUUACAUACUGUACACUAGUGCUUGGUUUUUGUAGGGUGCAACAAUUUGAGGCUGGAAUUCAGCUUAUGGAUGAUAUGGUUCAAUUGGGGCUUGCUCCAUCCGAAGCUGCUGUGUCGGGUUUAGUAGAUGGAUUGAGAAAGCAGGGAAAGAUUGAGGAUGCUUAUGAGUUGGUAGUUAAGGUAGGGAGGUCUGGUUUUGUUCCGAAUUUGUUUGUUUAUAAUGCAUUGAUCAAUUCUUUGUACAAAGGUGGAGAUUUCGAUAAGGCAGAGUUGCUUUAUAAGAAUAUGAGUUUGAUGAACUUGCAUCCCAAUGGUAUUACUUAUUCCAUUCUUAUUGAUUCCUUCUGCAGAAGGGGGAGGUUGGAUGUCGCAAGAUCUUAUUUUGAUAGAAUGAUAGAAGAUGGUAUAAGAGAAACUGUAUAUGCCUACAACUCUUUGAUAAAUGGCCAAUGCAAGUUUGGGGAUUUGAGUGCAGCCGAGUCCCUGUUUACUGAGAUGAUCAAUAAAGGGGUGGAGCCAACUGCCACAACUUUUACGUCAUUGAUUAGUGGUUAUUGUAAAAACCUACAACUACUAAAAGCAUUUGAGUUAUAUAAUGAGAUGAUCGAGAAAGGAAUUACUCCAAACAUUUAUACCUUCACAGCACUUAUUUCUGGGCUUUGCAGCACAAAUAAGAUGGCUGAAGCAUCCAAACUUUUUUAUGAUUUGGUUAAAAGGAAAAUCAAGCCAACUGAGGUGACAUAUAAUGUGUUGAUUGAAGGGUAUUGUAGGGAUAACAACAUUGAUAAAGCCUUUGAAUUGUUUGAAGACAUGCUUCAAAAGGGCCUUGUUCCUGACACAUAUACCUAUAGACCUCUUAUCAGUGGCCUUUGCUCAACUGGUAGGGUUUCUGAAGCUAGAAAUUUUAUUGAUGUUCUCCACAAGCAGAAAGUAAAGUUAAAUGAGAUGUGCUAUAGUGCACUUCUUCAUGGUUAUUGCCAGGAAGGAAGAUUGAUGGAGGCACUGAGUGCUUCUUGUGAAAUGAUUCAAAGAGGAAUCAACAUGGAUCUGGUUUGCCAUGCUGUUCUUAUUGACGGUGCUCUAAAGCAGCCAGACAGGAAAACGUUUUUUGAUCUCUUAAAAAACAUGCAUGAUCAAGGAUUGAGACCUGAUAAUGUAAUAUAUACAAGUAUGAUAGAUGCAUACAGCAAAGAAGGAUCUCUGAAGAAAGCUUUUGAAUGCUGGGAUUUGAUGGUUACUGAGGAAUGCUUUCCUAAUGUCGUGACUUAUACCGCUUUGAUGAAUGGUUUAUGCAAAGCAGGAGAAAUGGACAGAGCAGGUAUUCUUUUUAAAAAGAUGCUGGCUGCAAAUGUCCCUCCCAGUUCAAUCACGUAUGGCUGUUUUCUUGACAAUCUUACGAAGGAGGGAUAUAUGAACGAAGCUAUAGGCCUUCACCAUGCAAUGCUUACAGGGCUUUUAGCUAACACUGUAACAUACAACAUUAUUAUCCGGGGCUUCUGUAGACUGGGUAGAUUUCAUGAAGCCACUGAAGUUCUUUCUGAAAUGACUGGAAAUGGUAUUUUCCCUGACUGUGUUACCUAUUCAACAUUAAUUUAUGAGUAUUGCAGAAAUGGCAAUGUAGGGGCAGCUGUUAACUUAUGGGAUACCAUGUUAAAGAAAGGUCUCAAACCAGAUUUGGUUGCAUACAACUUGCUAAUAUAUGGCUGUUGUGUUAAUGGAGAGCUCGACAAGGCAUUUGAAUUGCAUGAUGAUAUGUUGAAGAGAGGGAUGAAGCCAAGACAAAGUUUACGAGAAUUGCAUAAGGGUGAAUAUAAGAGCCCCAGCUAAGUUGUGGUAUAACACGCACAUAGCAAAGGUUUGAAACCCGUAUUAUGGUUGUUGCAGUAAUGACGAGCUCAGAGAAGGGUGAAACAAGGCAAAAUAUGUAGAAUCUGCUGAGGUUGAAUUAUCCGGAAACGAGGUUGGUGCUUGAAGCAAGUGGUUUCUAAAGCCUGAAAACGUUGAAGUGAUAAGUAAUCUCAGUGAUGUGGCGUCGUAUCCAAAGCAGAAAGAGCCAGAGGACAAAUUGGAACCUUGCAGACGUGAAUGAGAGCAUUACCAAAAGGAGAAGUGUAGGGAAUAACUGUUUAAAAGAUUGAAACUAGUUGCAAGGCCUAUUUUGUAUGUAGUUUAAGUGAUACUUGGGCCAGCUACGUUAUGAUUGAUCAUCUCUCCAGUGUGGCUGUAGACAAGUCAUUCAUUAAUUCAUUCAAUUGGAUAUCUUGAAGCCGGAAUCAAGCAAUUGUCGUGGUGAAGAUUUAAAUAUAUGAUUUGUGCUAACCACCACCACUAAACAUGAUACUAUUUGUUUAGUCACCAGGGUUCAACUUCCAAUCUCCAAUCCCAUGAAAAUCUGAUUUCGCAUCCAUUGAAAAGUAGGAGCGUGUUUAAGGCCUCUAACCUUACAAGAAUAAGAUCUCCUUUAGCAUCCCGUAACCCGUUAAUUCUUUUAUCAUCUUUUAUUCAUUUGUAUUUUUUACAUUUCUAAAAACUCAUUGGAAUGAAUAGGAGGUUAUCCAUGAAAUUUGUGAGAUUCAAGAAUAAAAACUCCAUAAAUAAGCUUGUUCU
Molecule: messenger RNA, 3725 nt
Organism: Vigna angularis (adzuki bean)
Lineage: Eukaryota; Viridiplantae; Streptophyta; Magnoliopsida; Fabales; Fabaceae
Product: putative pentatricopeptide repeat-containing protein At5g59900
Exons: 3
Coding region: 243-2945 (900 amino acids)
Molecular function (GO): protein binding
Source: RefSeq, a predicted model, not a curated record